AGGGCUGCGCGUGGGGCUGGGUGUCCCAUUGAAAAGGCGGCCGCACUCCGGCCGCCCAGCACUCUCUCACUUCUGGCCAGGGAACGUGGAAGGCGCACGGACAGGGAGCCGGCCAGGGAGGGCGAGUGAAAGAAGGAAAUAAGAAAGAAAGGGGGUUAACAAAAUAAAAACAGCCUGAGCCACGGCUGGAGAGACCGAGACCCGGCGCAAGAGAGCGCAGCCUUAGUGGGAGAGGAACGGGAGACUCAGCAGAGCGCGCUCAUCCUGUCUGUGUCCCCCGCGCGCGCCCGCACCUCGCGUCCCAGCUCGCUCAGAUCCCGCGCCCCCUUGGCCGCCGCUGCGCAUGGAAAGCUCUGCCAAGAUGGAGAGCGGCGGCGCGGGCCAGCAGCCGCAGCCGCAGCCCCAGCCGCCCUUCCUGCCGCCCGCAGCCUGCUUCUUUGCUACGGCGGCGGCGGCGGCGGCGGCGGCGGCAGCGGCGGCGCAGGGCGCGCAGCAGCAGCAGCAGCAGCAGCAGCAGCAGGCGCGGCAGCUGAGCCCCACGGCCGACAGCCAGCCCUCAGGGGGCGGUCACAAGUCAGCGCCCAAGCAAGUCAAACGACAGCGCUCGUCCUCGCCCGAACUGAUGCGCUGCAAACGCCGGCUCAACUUCAGCGGCUUCGGCUACAGCCUGCCGCAGCAGCAGCCGGCCGCCGUGGCGCGUCGCAACGAGCGCGAGCGCAACCGCGUCAAGUUGGUCAACCUGGGCUUUGCCACCCUCCGGGAGCACGUCCCCAACGGUGCGGCCAACAAGAAGAUGAGCAAGGUGGAGACGCUGCGCUCGGCCGUCGAGUACAUCCGUGCGCUGCAGCAGCUGCUCGACGAGCACGACGCGGUGAGCGCCGCCUUCCAGGCUGGGGUCCUGUCGCCCACCAUCUCCCCCAACUACUCCAACGAUUUGAACUCCAUGGCCGGCUCGCCGGUGUCGUCCUACUCGUCCGACGAGGGCUCUUACGACCCGCUCAGCCCCGAGGAGCAGGAGCUGCUCGACUUCACCAACUGGUUCUGAGGGGCUCGGCCUGGUCAGGCCCUGGUGCGAAUGGACUUCGGAAGCAGGGUGACCGCACAGCCUGCUGUCUUUAGUGCUUUCCCGUCAGCGUCAGCGACGUUGGGAGGGAGCAAAAAGGAAAAGAAAAAAAAAAUGAAGAAGAA
This is a messenger RNA of Microcebus murinus (gray mouse lemur), 1188 nucleotides long. NCBI's taxonomy places the organism in Eukaryota, Metazoa, Chordata, Mammalia, Primates, Cheirogaleidae. The record is from RefSeq and is a predicted model, not a curated record.